Andrographis paniculata is the source of this 1257-nucleotide messenger RNA. RefSeq lists its product as uncharacterized. Lineage: Eukaryota; Viridiplantae; Streptophyta; Magnoliopsida; Lamiales; Acanthaceae. The record is from RefSeq and is a predicted model, not a curated record. The transcript has 2 exons. Bases 460 to 978 code for a protein of 172 amino acids.
CUACACUAUACUAUACAACACAGAUAUCGAUCUCCAUCAAAUUCAAUCAUCCAACCGCCAUGGAUGAUCGUUCUUUUCUUUCAUAUUCAGAAUUGGGUUUUCUAACUGACUGACACGGAUGAUUCGUGAUCGUGGUUGCAACAAACACAAGAGUGAGUGAGUGAGUGAGCAAAGUGUACUAGGCAGGCAGGCCUGUCUGAUUAAUCUGGAAAUUUGUUAAUAUUGUUAAAGGGGCCUGGCCCAGACUUGCCACUUUCUUCAAUGUAAUAUAAUUAAUAAAACCAACAUACACACACAAGUAAGUGAGUGAGUGAGUGAGAGCAUUUUCAUUCUAGGGUUUCCUUUCUCUUCCGGCCGUUUCUAUUCCUUUCUUUUUCUUGAUCCCCUUCUUUCUUCCUCAAACUAAUUAUAUUGAUUUAGUAACUACAAGCACAACAUAUAUAUAUAUAUAUAUAUAUAAUGUUGUCCAAUAAACCCCCAAUCUUCCCUGUCCAAGAACCCCAUUUCACUGACUAUGGUUUCGAACCCCAAUUUCAUUACUUCCAGGUUUUGGAAGAAGCAAGGAACCACAGGAGGGAGAGGACGGCGAUUGCAAGAUCCAGCGUAGACGAUGACAUGAUGAACUUCAAGCUCCAGAAACCCAUCUCCAGAGACGACUCGUCUUCUCUGUCAAAGAAGAUCAAGAAGACCAAGAACACCCGCCGCUGGUGGCGCAACGCCCUUCUCUUCUUCAGGUUUCCAAGGUCGCCGCCGCCUGACAACCGCAUUAAUUAUAAUAUCGGCUCCUCCAUAUCCGGCCCACUUUACAUUACUGACAGUAUCGCCGGCGGUUCGCCCGCCCCCUACCGGACCGCCAGCCGGCCGAGCUCCGGCCCGCUCGUCAAGGGCGAGGUCGUCGACAUCCCUUACGUCAGCCUCGCCGACGGCAACUGUAGGACUAGCUCCGCCGCGGCUACGCCCAUAUAUCUCGUCACAUAAUCCGCCAUUGAUGUGCAGGAACUUCGGGGAGUUCGGCUCCCGGGAGUCGCUGAGAAUUUCGAUCACUCUUGAUAUAUUUAUAUUCCUUUACCUUUACUCAUUUUUUUUUUUUUAGGAAGAAAAAGAAUGUGGACUUUUUUAGUGCAAGGUCACUUCAAUGGUGGUUUGGGAAUGAUUUCUUCUAAUUUCCAUUAGUGUUCUUUUCCUUGAGCUUCAAGAAUGAAACUUUUAUUUUAUGGCUUGUACAUUAAUUGUGAUUUACUCGUUAGAAAAAUAAAU